UGUCGCAUAUUAAUUUCAUUCUUCAAUAUGAGAAACAAGUACAUUUUCUGGUCCGUCCUAGUUCAGUAAUGAUCUGAUGCAACAUAAAGGCUUAAACAGAUGACACAGAAGUUUUAUCGCCAACGGUAAGCUCGCCAAAAGGGCACAGUCUCUUAUCUUCAACACCCUGGACGAGAUAAAAUCUAUAUUUAAUUUACGGCUAUAAUUUUGUUCAAUAACAUUUUAUUGGGUUUUUCGAAAAAUUCAAAUUUUGAAGUUUGUCAGAAAUAGAUAUCUGAAGCGAAUUUUUUAUUUAUUUUUUGUAGUUUAAAGCAUCUAGGAUUAAAUCAAUAUGUAAUGCUGUGAAUAGAAAGAUUGGUCAUAGUUUAUGUACUUUUUAAGUUCGUCUGAUUAUUGAUAUAUGAACUCAUGAUUUUUAAUUGUUCUUUUUCUAUCGGUGGAAGUGCGCUUUUCUUGCUGUUUUUAGAUUAUUAUGAUUUUUUUUAAUAUACAUAUAUUUUUUGUUGUAUAAGUCUUUUCUCUUCUGCGAGUGUUGUUUUUUUUAACAUUUUAACGGAAAUCGCGACCGGAAACAAAGCUUAAAUUCGGUCCCCAGUGAUGAUUGUCUAUAACGCGAUCAACGUGAUGAAGAUUCGUGACUAAAAAUAACGAAAGUUCGGGCUUGCCGUUUGUAGCUAAAUUUAAAUAUAGAACCUGGCUCUUCGCAGGGAUUGUUGAUCGGAAACACAGUAUCAUAGAAAAUCCAGGCUCCCUAAUCUCUUAUGUUCCGGCAUGAGGGGUGGUGACUUCCCAAUCGUCACUGUCAUCUGUGCUUUAUUAUGUUUCAGUGCUUUCGCCAGUGACAGGAUCAAAGAUGAAACGGUUGAGUCAUGGGCUCAAAAGCUUGGAGACGAAUUAUGGGACUUGGGGCUUAGCGUGACCAAAACUCCAGAAAUAAAAGCCAGCUACAAAAAGCUGAAUGCAAGAGUGUUGCCGACCGACGGCGAGGGUAUCCUCAACACGAUAGUCACAAAUGUCAACAAUUUGCUCAGAAGAAAAAUGGACUCCGUCAUGUGUAUUAUAGAAGCUGCUGAACACCUGGCUGAAGAGUACGUCGACGACAACUCGACCUAUCUGUACUAUAAUUCCAAAUUCUCGCCCAUUUUCGGCGAAAACUCGACUGACGAUGAGCCAGAUGGUGUUAAUGUAAGUUUUUACAAGGAGAUGUUGCUAGAGACGGACAGGCAUUUUUACGAUUUUAAAGUCAACGUCGGACACAGCGCUGUUCACGUACCAACUGACGUUUAUGACCAAGGUGAGUUCAAUGCCUGCAUGUACUGGUGGCCUGUUUCUAUGGGUUAAGAUGAACGACAUCUGCGAUAUUUAUAGAAACUUAAUGAUUUUAAUUUUACAUGGAAACUACUAAUGAUGACCAAUAAGACCUAUGAGUCCUCAUCUUAAAAUAUUUUGC
Molecule: messenger RNA, 1450 nt
Organism: Cimex lectularius (bed bug)
Lineage: Eukaryota; Metazoa; Arthropoda; Insecta; Hemiptera; Cimicidae
Product: voltage-dependent calcium channel subunit alpha-2/delta-4-like
Exons: 4
Coding region: 772-1341 (189 amino acids)
Source: RefSeq, a predicted model, not a curated record